Messenger RNA from Auanema sp. JU1783, 2481 nucleotides. The record is from the annotation of a GenBank genome assembly. Lineage: Eukaryota; Metazoa; Nematoda; Chromadorea; Rhabditida; Rhabditidae.
AUGGAGAAUUUCAUACUUUCAUCCGAUUGUCAGCACGCUCAGGGUGGGCUUUGCUCCAAAUGUGUCCUUAAUCAAACUUUCUCAAUAUCACAGGCAGAAGAUAGGAGGCGGCGAAAUACAUCAAAUAACUCUAUCAAGAACAUCGGUAAUUUAAACAGUAGGAAUGGUUCGAGCACGAGUAUCAACUCUCAGGCGAAGGAAAAGGAGGAUUCUAGCAUUCACAGUCCACCUGUGAGCUUGCCCGUGCUGACGACUCAGCCUCAGAAUGAUUCCAUCGAUUGUAAUGAGACUCCCGAGUAUGUUUCGUUUGGUGAUUUGUUUGCGAAUGUUAAAAUUCAAGAAGAAAAUAACAAGGAAAUCGAACGGAUGGUUAAGCUUAGCCCCAGAGUGGAAGAGACGGAUUCAUUGCUUAUGAGACUGUUCAAAUCUGAUUUAUUUACUUUACCGAUUGCUCUUCAGUACUUGCAUUCGUCUACUGAAAAAGGUAUUCAGGAGUAUUUAGGGAGCCGUCUAGUAGAAUUUCCGGAUAAGGACGUAGAUUUUUAUAUUCCCCAAUUAAUUCAUUUAUAUGUUCAUCAAAGUGGAGUUGCUAAUGCUCUUCAAAAUUAUAUGGAAAUGAGGUGUAAAAGAAGCGUGCACUUCUCAUUACUUUGUCUUUGGCUAUUGGAAUCUUUCGCACCACGUGGAGUGCGAUUCAAAACAACAUCUAACAAUGCCGAAAAAUUACGGCAAUCGAUUCUGAAUGGUUUUGGAGCCGAGAACCAAGUUCUUUUGUUGUCGAAAAACCUUGAUGUUCAGAACGUAUCUAUUAGGAUGAACGUAUCGUUGCUUAGUCCUGCAAGUUUGGAUUUUAGGUUAUCAAGAUCAGAAAGCGCUGCAUCUUCUCUCUUCUGUUUGGCUCCUUCAUCACUUGCACUAGGUAGGACAUUGGAAGAUGCUUGCGAAUGCCUUUUAACAACUUCAAAUGAAAUUUGCCAGUGUAAAUACAAUCCUAAACGUUUAACCAUUGAAAAGGAGUUUGUUUCUUGGCUUACUGGUAUAGGAUUGAAACUCACAGGUUUCCCUACGAAACAGGAAAAAACAAGGCAGUUAAUUAACGAACUUGAAAUGCUGAAUAUGCAUUUACCUGCAAGGGUUUGGAUUCCUCUUCAUGAAAACCACAUAGUUCUUCGUAUUCCUCCAACUAAUAGCUGUGUCUUGAACAGCAAAGACAAAGCGCCAUAUUGCAUUUAUGUGGAAAUCUUGCAUUGUGAUACACGCACAGUUAAAGUGCCAAAACGACUGAGUGAAUCGGAUAAUGAACUCAUCUAUCACUUGCGGAACGAAUCGCCCGAUUUAAGUGGGAGUAAUCCGUUUGAGAAUCCUCUGAAUUUUGACUACGAUACUCAUGAAAUCACGGUUGUGGACGAUGCCCGAUCCGAGAUGUUGCGGGAAAGUAGCGUUGCCCCUGAUCCGGCCUGGGACACUAUGUCGCUCGAAACUUCUGUGUCAGAGCCCGUUUUAGGCAGCAACUACUUACAAGCCAGAAAAUUGGGACGAAAAUUCAAGAGCUUGAUGAAAGCUCAUCCAGACGACCCGUCAGCUUCUACUUUGAGCGAGCCGUGGGAUGAAAAAAGAGAAAGGAUUCGAUUAGCUAGUCCUUACUGUCGGAUGCCUGGAUGGGAUCUUUUACCCGUAAUUGUGAAGAGUGGAGAUGACCUCUCACAGGAACUUUUGGCUUAUCAAUUGUUGCAUACAUUCAAGUCGAUUUGGGCUGAAGAGAAAGUAAGCCUUUAUUUACGUCCAUAUAGAAUAUUAGUAACGUCCACCGAUUCCGGUAUGAUCGAGCCUGUUGUUGAUGCAUGUUCUCUACAUCAGAUUAAACGCAAUCAAUACACUGUUAUGAAAGAAGAAGGAAAAACUGGAACUCCUUGUUUAUUAGAUUACUUUGUGGAUACUUUCGGACCGAAAAGAUCAGAUUCGUAUAUGAGAGCUCAAUUGAACUUUGUUGAAAGUUGUGCUGGUUAUUCCCUACUUUGCUAUUAUCUCCAGUUGAAAGACAGACAUAAUGGUAACAUUCUCAUAGAUUCCGAGGGGCAUCUUAUCCACAUUGAUUUUGGAUUUAUUCUCUCUUCAUCUCCAAGGAACUUAGGCUUUGAAACAGCUUCUUUCAAACUCACUACAGAAUUUAUUGACGUCAUGGAUGGUUUUAAUUCCCCCCUGUUCUGCUAUUAUAAGGUUUUGAUAAUAAAAGGGUUGAUUGCUACAAGGAAGCACCAUGAGAAAAUUCUCUCACUCGUAGAUAUGAUGAGUAAAAGCUCAAGAUUGCCGUGCUUCCGUGCAGGGCCUGCUGUCGUCAAAGCUUUGCAAGAGCGUUUCCAUAUAAACUAUACAGAUAAACAGUUAGAAGUUUUGGUGAAUACGAUGGUUGAUCAGAAUCGGGACUCCUUAACUACACGCUUGUACGAUAAUUUCCAAUAUUAUACGAAUGGCAUCCUGUAA